AUGGAGAUAUUUAAGAUCAUUUAUGAAGGGGGCAAUUAAAAUAUAAUUAAAUAUAUAGUAUUAAUUCUAUUUUUAUUAUUUUAGGAAUAAGAACUAAAAUUUUGGAAGAAUCAUUCUAAUUAUUAAACAGUUCAUGACAUUUUCAAAUUAAUUAAGUGCCACUAUAUGUAAUAGCAAUUUAAUAAAUUAUCUAUUGAUUCUAAACCAUAAUAAUAAUAUUAAAAUUAUAAUGUGAUUGAAAAUGAAAUUGAUUUAUUUAAAUCUGUAUAAAAUCACAGUACAAAUUUAUCUAAUUAGAUAUAAAAAAGAUUAGUUGAAUAUGAUAAUGGGGAUAUUUAAAUAAUUUCUAAGAAGAACAAAUUAAAUUGA
Paramecium primaurelia is the source of this 369-nucleotide messenger RNA. Lineage: Eukaryota; Ciliophora; Oligohymenophorea; Peniculida; Parameciidae. The record is from the annotation of a GenBank genome assembly.